Molecule: messenger RNA, 3707 nt
Organism: Chelonia mydas (Green sea turtle)
Lineage: Eukaryota; Metazoa; Chordata; Testudines; Cheloniidae
Gene: SPIDR
Product: scaffold protein involved in DNA repair
Exons: 21
Coding region: 127-3018 (963 amino acids)
Biological process (GO): double-strand break repair via homologous recombination; regulation of establishment of protein localization to chromosome
Cellular component (GO): nuclear chromosome; nucleoplasm
Source: RefSeq, a predicted model, not a curated record
GCAGAAAGGGCUCAGGCCCCGCCUCCAGUCCGGGGACUGGAGUUCGGGCUCCCCGCGCCUCCUUCCGGGGUUUCCCUGUCACGUGGGAAGGGAGCGGCUGUUGCGGCGUAGGGGCCCGGGGGAGAUAUGCCCAGUAGGAAGAGGAAACGAGCUUGGGAUGCUGAAUGUACGUCUUUUCCGGAUGAGACACCUCUAGCGUUGAGAAAAGCAAAUGUUGGGACAGCAGUGGCUACUUCUUCCAUUUCCAGCGCAUGGCUUAAAUGUGGCGAUGGAUUUCAGAGCACUUCCAUGCUUGAGACGUCAGAAUCUUCUGAAAAGAAGUCUAGAGCUGAUAAGCAUCCUGGGCCACUGCUUACCUCUGCUGAAGGCACACUAGGAGUUUCUACUGCUGAGAACCCAGAGGAGUUUGCGGACAUAGUAUGGAGCUCUAGUGGAAGCGACUUGUCAGAUGAUGAGAAUAAAAUAUUGAUUUCAAGGUUGUAUAACCAAAAGAGUCAUGAUUCCAAAGCACAGAAAUCUUACAGCAAAAAUAACUUAUUGUCAGAGGACAGGAGUAGUGAAGGUGAACCACAGUUCAUUGACUGGGAGAAGGACAGUGAUCCUGGGGAUGGUGGUGAUGAAUGCAAUGGAUCAGGAAAAGAUGACAGUGCAUUGGACAUAUCAGACUCUGAUUCCUGUGCAAGCAGUAAUUCUCUGCCUGUUGAAGAGAAGGAAGGUGAACUUCCUAAGACAGUUUCGACAGAAAUUUCUGAAUAUUCAUCUGAGAGUGAAAACCUGGAAGAAGGCCAGGUGGACACAGAGUCUUCUAAUUUUGGAUUUAGCAAAAAGCUACAAUCAAGUUCUGAAGCAGAUCUGGCACAGGCUACAGGCAGAUCUGCAAGUGACUGGCUAAAAUCUGCACAGGCCCUUCUGCAGACACCUAAGAAACAAUCAGAGAAGACUUCAAGGACUCCAGAAGAUUCUGCAAAGAAAAGGAAAUUGCUGAGGGGAGGGCUAGCAGAGAGGUUAAAUCGGUUGCAGAACAGAGAGAGGUCUGCCAUUAGCUUUUGGAAACAUCAAUGUGUUUCAGAGUAUAAAACCUCUUCAGGAGGCAAAUCCGGUGUAUUAAUUGUGAAGAUCUUAGAGGUACAAGAGGAAUGCGCUAUGCAAGUUGCUCUCUGCCAGCAGUUGGGACAGCUGUCUGCUGACAGCUCCUCUGAAGAGGUUGUCGUUGAUACGGAGCCCAGAGUCAAAGUUCUCUUUACAAAGGAAACAGCAGCUCAACUCAAGGGAGGCCCACAGGAUAUUGUCCACAUCUAUCCUCCCUGGCAAAAGCUCCUUCUCCAUAAUGAAAAUGUCCCUGUUAUCAUGAAUACAUAUUUUAGUCAGAAGGUUCUUCUCAAAGAUCAUGCAGAAGUGAAAGAUAGGACACGUUGUCCAGAGAAGUUGCAUAUUAGAAGGAAUUGUGUAUCUUUGGCACAAAUAUUCAGAUUAAAUGAUCUCAGAGACAAUCUGCCCCAGGAAUCUGCAUUUAAUCAGGUUGCUUGUACCAAUAUGAUUACACCAAAGACUGUACAGACUAACAGCAACCCUGAGUCCAAACUACAUCCCUUUGCACUCAGUGCCCCGAAUGACUCUCUCCUAGAAGUGGUGGAAAGCCAGGGAGCAGCGGGGUGGAAGGAAGUGCAGGUACAAGUGGUUGUCCAAAGGGCAUAUUAUCUACCUGCAAGAGAGGGUUUCAGAUGUCAGCUUCAAGGAAAUAACCCAAUUCGUUAUGCAACACCAAUCUUAAAUUCAGAUCUUCCAAAUAUUAGAUUAUGCCUCCUUGUUCAGGAUGCCUAUGGAAUGUUCAGUGAAGUGCAGUUGCAGACCCCAUGUUCUUCAGAGGACAUUGAACAGCAUAGCCAGAGAUGGGAAGGAAAAUCCUGCACUUUAGCUGGAAUAAGAAUUUUGCAGAGAACCACAAGGGGAAGGGCAUUGGGACUUUUCAGUCUGAUAGACAGUUUGUGGCCUCCAUUAGUGCCUCUAAAAGUUCCUGGUCAAAGUCAAGACUGUGAAGCGAUUAAAACUAACCUUCCUCCUCCCAGCUUUUGUUACAUUCUUACGGCUCAGCCUGAUCCAAGACAUGUCAAUGUAGGUGAGGAAGGACAGAUUUCCAAUUUGUACCUGCCCCCAACUGUGCAUAGUCUAAAGGAAAUUCUUCAGGUUGGUGAUUUUAAUCAACGUUGUAGCUUUUGGGCACAAGUUAUAUAUCGAAGGCUGCAGGUAAAAUGUAGUGUUUUUGUGGGUCAAAGGGAGUUUUGGUUAUUUGUGACCGACUUCACACUGCAGAGCGGGGCUAAAGGCAACGGUGGAACUCCAAAGACUGUACCUGUAUAUUUUGCUUCAUCAUGUGUUCUCGAUAAGAAAGUAAUGGAGGCACUCACCAAUGCUUCCCACUGUGUUAUCUUCUUCAAGGAUGCUUUACGAGGAAAUGGUAGGAUUAUUUGUGUUGAACGUACCGUUCUCUCGUUACAAAAGCCCCUUUUGUACCCGGCUGCCGAGGCUGACUUUAGUGAGCUGACUAGCCCUGUCAAACUAGAUGAACUGGAUUCUACAACACAGGCCAAUUCCAUUUGUACCAUAAGAGGCACCGUCUCUGGAGUUAACGAGAGCACUGCCUUCUCUUGGCCCACAUGUAACAGAUGUGGCAAUGGAAAACUGGAGCAGCAUCCACAGGAUAGGGGAUCAUAUUACUGCAGCCUGUGCUCCCAAACGGUAAUUUUACCAGUUCUCAAAAUGCAACUGGAAGUCUUUCUGCACUGUCCAUCCCGACCUCAUUGUACAGUGAAAGUAAAGCUGUUACAAAAAACAAUUUCUUCUGUCCUGAUGUCAUCAUCCAGUGAGGAUGGGAGCGGAAUUAGUCAUGAAGUGACCCUGGUGGAAUGGAACCGUGCCAGGAAAAGGUUCUUAUCCAGCAGAGAGAAUGAUGGUCCGUCUGCUUUCAAGUUGAAACUGAUGCCAGGGAAAGGAAGUCAGUGUAGAAGCAGCCCUGAGUAGGGCUGAAAUGACUAAUAACAGUUGCAAAGAAGAGCCUACAGCUGCAGAGAAGUCAAAGGUGCUUGCUUUUCAUUUUUUAAAGUUAUUUUAUACUUGUUCACUGCUCCAUGAUAAUCACGCAUUAUUAAAAUGUCAAUGGGAAAUGUCUUCUUAAAUGAAUUCAUGUUAAUAACUAGUCAUAAUAUUUUGAAAGACAGUAAUUCACCCCCAUAUAAUACCUGCUGCAUUUUGUUUGGCACAGAAGUUACCUCUAAAAAACUGCUUUACAAUAGAGCCUCGUGCUCUUGGUGUGACUAAAGUCAGACUUUCCCGCCUUAAAUCUCCUCAUAAGCAAGUACUGGAAAACAAUAGACUCCAUUGUCCAGCUCAUUCACAGCAGAAAACGGUGGAGACGCCAGCAAUGCCUGCUUUCAGGUAUGGAUUCAACACUUUUGUUAAAUAGGAUUCUUAAAACAUGAAAACUUUGCAGUUUUAUUGUUUUGCAUUAAACAUCUUUAUAAUAUACAGUCACAACUUACUAAACAUCUCCUAUAACUGUUAAAACAGGCUGUUUUGUAGUCGUAACUGGUAUUAUAGCAACUGAUUGCUACUUUUAAAAAUGAGAGUUUUCUAUGUGUAUCAUUCAGUAGGCUGUAUGUGUUGACUUAUCUAAUCACCCAUUGUGUGGAUUAAACAAUACAGCAUGUAAA